Molecule: messenger RNA, 831 nt
Organism: Batrachochytrium dendrobatidis JAM81
Lineage: Eukaryota; Fungi; Chytridiomycota; Chytridiomycetes; Rhizophydiales
Exons: 6
Coding region: 1-729 (242 amino acids)
Biological process (GO): intra-Golgi vesicle-mediated transport; macroautophagy; retrograde transport, endosome to Golgi
Cellular component (GO): late endosome membrane; ER to Golgi transport vesicle membrane; Golgi apparatus
Molecular function (GO): SNAP receptor activity; SNARE binding
Source: RefSeq, a predicted model, not a curated record
AUGUCGGGCAUUUUUGAAACUUACGAAAAGGAAUAUCGGACCCUGGCAGAUGAUAUUAGCAAAAACAUAUCUGGACAGUAUUCUACUGCUGUUGGAGACCAACGCAAGAUUCUACAAAACAAGCUUCAAAGAGAACUUGAAGAGGCCGAUGAGAUUAUUGGUCAAAUGGAAAUGGAACUGGUUUCGCUUCCAGCACAGCAGCGAGUAUCCGUUAGUCCUCGUGUCCAGCAAUACAAGGAGGAGCUCAAGAAAUUCAAAAAAAACCUUGCAAGUACCCAACUUUGUUCAAUGAUUGGGUUUAGACCUAUGAUAUCCAUUACUCAAAAAAAAGUUGCAUCGGGUGGUGCUGAUGCAGCAUCUGAGCGUGACCAACUUCUUGGUGGGUCAGCCAACAUUGAUUUAGAAGCUGCCAAUAUGGAUCAGCGUGGACGUUUACUUCAAGGAACGGAACGAUUGCAGAAUAGUUCACGCAGGCUGGAAGAUGCUCGUCGUAUUGCUUUGGAAACUGAACAAAUAGGUAUUAGCACAUUGUCAGAUCUGAAUUCUCAGCGUGAGCAAAUCAUUCGUACACAAAACAGACUUGGAACUGCAGAUUCAUGGAUUGCCAAAAGUCAAGGCGUCCUCAAGACAAUGCAACGUCGAUUGUCUCAGAAUAAGCUUCUUACUGCAGGAAUUAUUGCUCUGCUAGUAUUUUUGAUUCUAGCAGUUAUUGUAGCAAAGUUUGCUUGAUAUAAUAACCCAGGUACUGCUUUGGUAGCAAGUUGAUAUUGUGACCCAGAAUAUUGUUUAUUGGUGGUAUCUCUUUACCAAUAAAUUUCACUCAUUUAUUUU